This is a messenger RNA of Botrytis byssoidea, 867 nucleotides long. RefSeq lists its product as uncharacterized. The transcript has 2 exons. The coding region runs from base 1 to 867 and encodes 288 amino acids. Lineage: Eukaryota; Fungi; Ascomycota; Leotiomycetes; Helotiales; Sclerotiniaceae. The record is from RefSeq and is a predicted model, not a curated record.
AUGUACCCCCAAAUUAUUCUCGUGGGAAUUCUCCCACUCGUACAAUGUCUUAGUCUUUCCUCUGGAUCUUCAUCCGCGGUUACGACUCCAAUCUACUUGGCUACUCCUUCCCUAACUCAGAGUAGCUCUAUAAUUGUCUCAUCUACUACUAGCAUCUCAGCUCACAGCUGGUUCUCACCUAUUUCCUCGGGGUUGAGCUCGCUUUCCAGUAUAUCAAACCAUCCGCCAACUACUUCCGCAACUUCAGUGAUAGAAAUCACUGCUGCGACAUCUGCGACGAGCGGUAGCUCUUCAGCCAGCUCUUCGAGUGCAUGCCCAACUCUGGUAGCGAGAAAUGACGAAGAUGAUGACGCUGCUCUUCUAGCUGCUAUGGCCUACUGGGAGUCUGUAUUCAACAAUACAGACUACCUUUCACUUGACGACACAAUCAUUCAAGCAAUACAAUUAGCCAAUAGUGCCGACGGUUACGAUCCAGAUAUGCCUACUCCAGAUUCCCCUCCGACAAAUCCAGAUACCCCUCCAACUAACCCAAAUUACCCCAUAAUUCCCGAUCCUUGUCCACCUACUCCACCCAAGAAACGGCAUAGAAGUGCAGCUGAAAAGUUUGUAAGCUUGAUCCUUUACAUGUACCAGACCAUAUGGACAAAGAAAGCUGAUGUGAGUGCGUAUAGUUGGAUUGGCUUAAGAAACACGCGGGACCAGGAAUUGGAAUUCAUUGGGAAUGGCGAUUUUAAGACAAGAACUGGUGUGCUGCGAUCUGGAUGUUUCAACGGUAGCGCGAGACGGAAGCAAGGGGAAGUUUGGGUGCUUGGCAUUACUUACAGAUCUUUGGCCAUGGGUAGUAUAAGAGUAGAUCGCAUUGCAUAA